AUGAAAGCGCCAGGGGAGACUUCCCAGGACGAAGUCAGUAGCAGUGGCGCAAAUGGUGUUGCUCCUUCACAAAAACGUCGACCCCCGAAGCUUGCCAAGUCAACGACUCCCUCGGACGGACAAAGUGCAGGAAGUCAGCAAAGAUACGGCGGUCCCGAGAGAUCAAAUCGCAAAAAACAUCGAAAAUUACCGAAUGGCGUUGCCCAUGAGCAACGCGAGAGUAGUUUGAAUACUUCGUCUGAGGAGCAAAUCUCCGACGAACCGAACACAUCCCCACGAGCCGUGAUGCAUCAUCAGAGCACGACCGUACGCCGAGAGUCGGCCCAGUCCGCCGAACCAGAUCAAGUCCAAGUGGUUGGCCGAGAACAAAGAUCCAAUAGUCCAGCACAGGUACGAGAGACACGCGUGCAGCAUAUGCUCAGUCCGGAAGUCGAUGGCCAGAUUGUCCAAGCCCCAAACCGACAUGUAGGGCAAGCAGAGGGUAAUCUUACGAAUGGGACCAAUGCGAAUGCUGGCCAAGUGACACAAACCACCGAAGCAGUUACGAAGCCCAAGGGCAACGAUCAGUUGAGACUGAGGCUGGAUUUGAAUCUUGACGUGGAAAUCGAGCUGAAGGCGAAGAUUCGUGGCGAUGUGACCUUACAAUUACUACAAUAA
Penicillium maclennaniae is the source of this 657-nucleotide messenger RNA. RefSeq lists its product as uncharacterized. The coding region runs from base 1 to 657 and encodes 218 amino acids. The record is from RefSeq and is a predicted model, not a curated record. The transcript has a single exon. Lineage: Eukaryota; Fungi; Ascomycota; Eurotiomycetes; Eurotiales; Aspergillaceae.